This is a messenger RNA of Haliotis rufescens (red abalone), 1933 nucleotides long. RefSeq names its product transcription initiation protein SPT3 homolog. The record is from RefSeq and is a predicted model, not a curated record. Gene Ontology annotation, molecular function: transcription coactivator activity; protein heterodimerization activity. The coding region runs from base 204 to 1337 and encodes 377 amino acids. The transcript is spliced from 13 exons. NCBI's taxonomy places the organism in Eukaryota, Metazoa, Mollusca, Gastropoda, Lepetellida, Haliotidae. Gene Ontology annotation, biological process: transcription by RNA polymerase II.
UAGUAUGUGUUUGUACAAAAUGGCGGCUUGCCAUUAUAAUGUGUGGUAGAGCUUGUGAAAACUAACGCUGUUUGGGCGAUUAUAAAGCAAAGCAAACCUACCGUAACAUACCAGUCACCGAAACAAAUGCAUAAUCUUGGAGUCUGGAUGUAUAGUUAUCCUCUGCAUAAUUCAGACUGAGUUGACCUCGACCUGUGUUCAAGAUGCAAACGUCCCCUGGAGGAAGUAAAGUGUCUUCCAAUACAAACUGGUUUACGUCUGAGAUACAACAGAUGAUGCAUGGGUUUGGCGACUGUCGACGACCACUGCAUGACACGGCUGUCCUUGUUGAAGAAAUCGUACAUGCUCAGAUGGCUUCACUGAUGAUGCAGGCGUCCGAUGUUGCAGCUUCACGUAGUAGUCGCUUCAUCGCCAUGGAGGACUUCCUCUUCCUGCUACGCAAGGACAAGAUAAAACUCCGCCGUCUACUGAAGUACAUGGAGGUGAAAGACUUGAAGACCUCCACGCUGCGCAGUGGGGGGUUUGAGGACGAGGAGACGGCUGACUCAGCUGAUAAAAGUCAGCCUGUGAGGAAACGGAGGAGGAUCUGCUACGACUUCCUCGCCUCCAUUGACAACACAGGAGAGUUACUGGCCCUGUUUGACGAGGAAGGAGUGGACGAGAUUAAACACGAGAGGCUGAUGCGUGCUGAGGUGCAGACUCGUAGCAUGACCCCACAGCAGUACACAGAGUACUGUCAGGCUCGACAGAGCAGCUUCAGUCGGAAGUACAAGAGCCAGAGAUUCAAGGACUGGGUCAUGGCGGGAGUCACCAUCGACGUGAAGCCGAACCUACAGGCCUGGGAGGUGAUCAGCUACCUCGCCUACGAGACAGUCGCUCAGAUCGUUGACCUGGCUCUGAUUGUUAAGCAGGACAUGAGGGCAACAACCUCAGACCCGAUGUCAAAGAACCAGCCCAACCUCUGCCUCAACUACCAUGAUGCUGUGCCCAUGUCCUCCAUCAUCGGCAGCAACAAGAUGUCCCUCAUGGCGUCACCUACCAGGUCAAGCCCUCCCUCCACCCCCACGACACCAUCAGUUCCAGGGUCAACUUCAGCCCCGACCUUGACCUUGCCCCAGGGGUCAGGAGGUAGCAGCUCAAGUUCAUCCAAAUCUAAAUCUAAGAAACGGAAGAAGAGUGGCCCUGCUAACUUGAUGGAGAUGUCACACAACCAAGCCAUCCUGCCCUGCGAUGUCCGGGAGGCGAUGCGCAGAUACAGUCAGAGUAUUGGAUUCCUGGCCUCACAGACGAAAGUCAACCCAAGCCUGCCUCCGAAGAUGCGACUGCUAUGCACUUGAGAAAAGCUACCUGGGAAGUCUGUUACAUAUGACGUCUGCUGCUUGGGACGUCCGUUACAUAUGAUGUCCGUUGCAUAUGAUGUCUGCUGCUUGGGACGUCUGUUACAUAUGACGUCUGCUGCUUGGGAUGUCUGUUACAUAUGUCUGCUGCAACAUUUGUUACUGAUGACGUCUGCUUUGAACUUCUAUUGCUAGGAUCAUGGGCCAGCUGGAUCAACUGGACUGAUAUAUGAACAUGUCUUGCUUGUGAAUCAUGAUUGCAGGAAGGAGAUUGACUGAGACAGAUGCCACAGAACUUUUCAUUCAUGCUAUCACUUAGAACAGUUAGUCAGCAGGGAUGCUUGUUGAUAACACUGUUUCCAACCAUACUCAGGCGCCUACUACUUCCAUCAAGUCAGUUCUGUAUUUCUUCAUCACCAAAGUGCAAUACUAAGCAAGUUUUACAAACAAAUAAGAUGAACAUUCACAUAUGAACUUGCUGCUACAUGGUCACUUGUGUUGCAAGAAUGUGUAUGUCGCGUCUGCAACAAGCCUUUCUCGUACUUAUCAAUGUACUGCCAGUGUCAGAUAAGUUUAAUAAAACACACCCUCCAUCA